UUUUUUAUGGUGAUUGCUCGUGACUACAAUAUUCGUUGUCUACAACUUACUGACUACUGAGUGUACUGCAUAGAUAAGUUUACCUGUAACCUGUGUACUGUGUAGUGACUGAUAGUUAAUUUUGGUAUUAAUUAUUAGUAGGCAUUUAUUACUCACAUUUAUUAGAUAAAACAAAACUCUCCACAUGUUGUUUUUAGUUACUUGUACAUUUUAAUUUUCUUUACGGUUUAUAAUUUUUUUAACAAUAUGAAUUUCCCUGCACUUAAAAAUGAUCGUAUUUUGCGAGCAGCUAGAGGUGAAGAAGUCGAUCGUAUUCCAGUAUGGGUAAUGCGACAGGCUGGUCGAUAUUUACCUGAGUUCAGAGAAUUGCGAUCGCGUUACGAUUUUUUCACUAUAUGCCGAACACCGGAGCUCGCUUGUGAAGUCACUCUGCAACCAAUUCAGAGAUAUGACCUCGAUGCUUCCAUCAUUUUCAGCGAUAUCCUGGUGAUUGUUCAGGCAUUAGGUAUGAUUGUUGAAAUGCAACCUAGUGUUGGACCUGUAAUUCCAGAUCCUCUCAAGGAACCUAUAGAUUUAGACAGACUAAACCAAUCAAUUGAUGUUAAACAAGAAUUAGGAUAUGUAUUUGAAGCUAUAACAUUGACUAGACAUCGAUUAAACGGCCAGGUACCUCUUAUUGGAUUUACUGGUGCACCAUGGACACUCAUGUGUUAUAUGAUAGAAGGAGGUGGCUCCAAAACUAUGUCAAAGGCCAAAAAAUGGUUGUACAAAUAUCCAGAAGAAAGCAAAAAACUAUUACAAAUCCUUACAGACAUUAUAGUGAAAUAUUUGAUAGAGCAGGUGAAUGCUGGUGCUCAAAUGUUGCAAGUGUUUGAAUCAAAUGCAGAAUACUUAAAUUCUGAAUUGUUCGACAGAUAUAGUGGUCCAUAUUUGUCAGCCAUUUGCUCUCGUGUUAAAAAUGAGUUGAAGGGUAAUAGUGUACCGAUGGUGGUAUUUGCGAAAGGAGGUCACUAUGCUAUGAAACAAUUAUCUACUUUUGACUAUGACGUUAUUGGCUUGGAUUGGACAAUUGACCCUGUUGAAGCUAGGAAAAUUGUUGGUAAUAAUAUAACUUUACAAGGCAAUUUAGACCCUUGCUCUUUGUACGGUCCACCUGAACAAAUAAAAGAAAUGGUUAACAAUAUGGCAUCCAAAUUUACAAAACACAGAUACAUUGCAAAUUUGGGUCAUGGUAUCUAUCCUGAUGUAGAUCCUGAACACUUGAAGGCUAUGAUUGAUGCUGUACAUGAAUGUUAAGAAAAUCUAUGUACUUUUGUAUUGGAACCAUACCAGAAAUGUAAUUUCUAUUAUUUAGUUGAUUGGGUUAAAUGGAAAAUAUUUUAUUUUUGUAAUACAAUGUUAUGUAAAAAGUAAAAGACGUAAUACUUCAUUCAAAUAUUUACAUUUAUCUACCACCUACUUUAUGUAUCUGAUGGGUACAUCAUAUUAUAUUUUUGAUUGUUUUACUCAAUA
Molecule: messenger RNA, 1512 nt
Organism: Metopolophium dirhodum (rose-grain aphid)
Lineage: Eukaryota; Metazoa; Arthropoda; Insecta; Hemiptera; Aphididae
Gene: Urod
Product: uroporphyrinogen decarboxylase
Exons: 3
Coding region: 247-1296 (349 amino acids)
Biological process (GO): heme biosynthetic process
Cellular component (GO): cytosol
Molecular function (GO): uroporphyrinogen decarboxylase activity
Source: RefSeq, a predicted model, not a curated record